Ctenopharyngodon idella (grass carp) is the source of this 2604-nucleotide messenger RNA. It is a transcript of the gene zdhhc8a, whose product is annotated as zinc finger DHHC-type palmitoyltransferase 8a. The record is from RefSeq and is a predicted model, not a curated record. The coding region runs from base 1 to 1932 and encodes 643 amino acids. Gene Ontology annotation, biological process: protein palmitoylation. The transcript is spliced from 10 exons. Lineage: Eukaryota; Metazoa; Chordata; Actinopteri; Cypriniformes; Xenocyprididae. Gene Ontology annotation, molecular function: palmitoyltransferase activity.
AUGCGCAGGAGCAGCGCUUACAUCCCCGUGUCCACUGCUGCCGCUCUGCUGGUCACUUCAUCCACACUGUUCUUCGUCUUCACGUGUCCUUGGCUCGCUGAGCACGUGUCUCUCAUUUUCCCACCAUGUGUCGGAAUCGUGUUCCUCUUUGUUAUGGCAAACUUCACCAUGGCAACCUUCAUGGAUGCCGGCGUGUUCCCGAGGGCCAAUGAGGACGAGGACAAGGACGACGACUUCCGCGCGCCGCUCUACAAGAACGUAGAGGUGCGAGGUGUGCAGGUGCGCAUGAAGUGGUGCGCUUCCUGUCACUUCUACCGGCCGCCCAGAUGUUCACACUGCAGCGUGUGUGAUCAUUGUGUGGAGGACUUUGACCAUCACUGUCCUUGGGUGAACAACUGCAUCGGGAGACGCAACUAUCGCUUCUUCUUCCUCUUCCUCCUGUCUCUGAGUCUUCACAUGGUUGGUGUUUUUUCCGGCGGUCUCCUGUACGUCCUGGAUCACCUGGAGAACUUGUGGGAAUUGCACGCGGCUGUCACGCUGGCGGUCAUGAGCGUCUCCGGUCUGUUCUUCGUUCCAGUCUUGGGUCUGGCCUGCUUUCAUCUGGUGCUGGUGGCACGAGGACGCACAACAAACGAACAGGUUACUGGAAAGUUCCAAGGAGGAGUGAAUCCGUUCACGCGCGGCUGCUGUCACAACGUGCAGUUUGUCCUCUUCAGUCCCAUCAUACCGAGGUACACUGGGAAACUCAGUGACAGAUUGCCGGUUCGCGUUCAGCCUCCGUUCCAUCAGCCGGAGUCACACAAACUGACCCCUGUGAAGAGCGCCGACAACUGCGUCUCCAGCCAAACACUCCCAGUGAAGUCUCUAGAGGAAGUAGAUGAUCCAGACAGUAAAGGUCUGACCAGUCCACCUCCGCUGCCCCCUAAACCAGAUCCAGUCCUGCUCAAGAACCAUUUGGCAGCUUUGGAAGAGAGUUUGCUCCAGUCCAGAGCUGUAAUGCCUUCAGGACACAAAAUGAAUCCACUUCAGACUUCAGAGUCGCCCACCAAAGUGCUCUACCAAGUUCCCAGAGAUCAGAUCGGGACAAGGAUUUCCCCGCUGGUUCCUCAGGAGCACGCGUCUGAUCCCAGUCUGCUGCAGUCGGAGAAUCACAUGGCUCUGCAGUCCAGUGCGCUGCCCGUAAACUCUCUGACUCUGAAUUCACGCUCGCUGAGUCUGAAACACUCCAACCGCCGCGGAGCCGAGACUCUAGGUCCACAUCCGACCCAAAGCGUCCUUAGCAGCCGAACGGGGAGCCUGUCCUACGACAGUCUGCUGCGUCCGGCCGACGGCGUCCAACGCGUGGGAUACCAGACGCCGUUUCUUCCCAUGGAUACGAGUCUAUCCCGAGGUCCUGCCGCACGCAACUGCAGCCCGGUGUUCAUGAAUAUCAGUCGGCAUUCGCCUCAACACCGCGAGCCGUCGCCCGUCCGCUACGACAGCCUCCCCAAACCGAUCAUGAGCUCCAUCCAGGAGCGUCGCGAACCCGACGAGAAGGACAAACCUCCUCUCGCUCUCGGGCCGGACGCCGGCAUCUACGACACUCCCAGCAGACGCAGCCUUCCGCAUGAUUUCCGCGGCCCGUCGUCUCGUGGACCGACACCUCCGGCGUACGGCUCGAGGGAGUUCCUCCUGAGCAGCGCGGCGUACGGAUACGGGAGCAGGUCGCAUCUGUCUUCCUCCUCCUCGUCGUCGCUCACCCGCGCGCCUCGGACCGCCAGCUCGCCGCUGCACUUUAACCGCUCGCUCUCGCCCUCCAUCUAUCACUCUCUGGAACGACAGUCCCAACUGCCUCCGUCCACGUUCCCUUCUGCUCUUCCCACCUCCUCCUACGGCCCUCAGAAAGCUCUGGCGUUCAUCAGAGGAGAGGAAAGACCCCAACCUGAACUAUGAGUCACGGAAAUCCUCGAAAUAUCAGGGAAUUUUAAUAGCGAUUAUGCAGACAUGGAAAAUUUCAAUUCCUUGCUCAAAAGGUGUUGGGAACCCUGUCGAGAUGUUGAUAUACCAUCACUUAUUCUUCCAUUUAAACUACCGGUCAAAUUUGCUGCUCAAGAAACAUUUUCGAUUAUUAUCAAUGUUGAAAACAGUUCAUAUUUUUGUGGAAACUGUAAUAAAUGAGUUUUUUUUAACCCAAACUUUAUAACAGUUUCCACAGAAAUCUGAAGCAGCACAACUGUUUUCAACAUUGAUAAUAAUCAUAAAUGUUUCUUGAUCAUCAAAUCAUCAUAUCAGAAUGAUUUCUGAAGGAUCAUGUGACACUGAAGACUGGAGUAAUGAUGCUGAAAAUUCAGCUUUGAUCACAGGAAUAAAUUACACUUUACUAUAUAUUCACAUAGAAAACAAGUGUUUUAAAUUAAAAUAAUAUUUCACUAUUUUUACUGUAUUUUGCUCAAAUAAAUGCAGCUUUGGGUAGCAGAAGAGACUCAAAAAUUGUAAUUAUUACAUUUUAACGGUUGUGUAUGUAUUUUUAAAAUGUAUUUACAGGAAUAUAUUGCAUACUAAAAUUCUAUUCUAUGAGCAAUUAUCAUUUAUUUAGUUUAUUUUUAAAAUUUUAAUAACUCAAGU